Messenger RNA from Lithohypha guttulata, 246 nucleotides. RefSeq names its product Serine/threonine-protein kinase smg1 (gene SMG1). The record is from RefSeq and is a predicted model, not a curated record. The transcript is spliced from 3 exons. Bases 1 to 246 code for a protein of 81 amino acids. Gene Ontology annotation, cellular component: U5 snRNP; U12-type spliceosomal complex; SMN-Sm protein complex. Gene Ontology annotation, molecular function: RNA binding. NCBI's taxonomy places the organism in Eukaryota, Fungi, Ascomycota, Eurotiomycetes, Chaetothyriales, Trichomeriaceae. Gene Ontology annotation, biological process: mRNA splicing, via spliceosome; spliceosomal snRNP assembly.
AUGCCUCAAGCUCAACCCGAACUCAAGAAGUAUAUGGAAAAGAGACUGUUUGUACAAUUAAAUGGGAACCGAAAAGUGAUUGGUGUACUGAGAGGGUACGACGUCUUCUUGAAUAUCGUACUAGAUGACGCGGUUGAAGAGAAGGCAAGCGGUGACAGACAGAGACUGGGUAUGGUCGUGAUCAGGGGGAACUCGGUGGUCAUGCUCGAGGCUCUGGAGAGAAUGGGCGACGAUCGAAGACAUUGA